GAGGAAAGGCUGCCCAUGUGGGCACUUCUAAGUAAUCUCCAGAAUCGAUGCUUGAAAUACAUUGGAUAUUUACUAAACAACACAUAUAUGAACAAACAAACACCCACAAAAGAAGAUCAGAAGACCAUAUCUUUGUUAUAAACACACAAGUUCUCUCUUUUUAGCAUCUCUUGUCUCAUCUUCUCAACUUUCUAGUCUUUCUUUUCUUUUGUUAUCUCUUGUCUGAAAAGGAAAUGAAUCUCUCAAGUUCAAGUGAAUCACUUAUUGAUGAUCUUCUAGAUGAUUACUGGUUCUUUGAGAACUUAUUUACCAGGAGAUCGAGAGUCUUAAGGUAUUGUCACUCAGAUCCUUACCCAUCUUCUUCUUUUUUGACAGCUCCUGAAAAAGUGGGAGAUUCAGAUGAGAAGAAGUCUUCAGAAGCCUCCACAGGGAGGUGUUUGAUCAGGGCAGCUUCCAUAGAUGGAAAAAAAGGAGAGACAAAGCAGUUCUCUGAAAAGAUUAGGGUUCAAGAACCGAGACCAGUUGGAUGUUUCUUGCGGCAAAAGGAACCUGUGGUUCUUCCCAAAUCUGCUGGAUCUUGUUCUGCUCCAGGAAAGAUUCAAGAAGCUUCCACCGACCGCUGUUUGGUCCGAGCACCCUCUUUGCCGCCUCGGAUAGAAAAAAGAAAUGUUGAUUACGAGGCAAAGAAGAUGAUCAGUAAGCUGACGCGUCAGUUCUCUGAGAAGAUUAGGGUUCUAGAACCGAAGACAACGGGUGAACGUUACUUGCAUAAGAAGAAAAGGAAUAGUGAAAGGAACAUGACAGAAGGUGGUAGUAGCAGUAGUAGCAGCAGCAGUGUCAAGAUUAGUUUGCAAAGAACUCAAACGAUGCCAAAUGACAUAAGAGAAGAAGAUGAACUUGAAGAUCACGAAUCCGACUCAAGAAUGGGAUUCUUGAUACGUGAAUCCCUCGCUAGCUCACAAAAUGUUCCAAAGGUUUCGAUCAAUCCAAGGCAGAGACCACCAAGACAGCUGAGAUCAGAAGAAACUGUUGUGGUCAAACAAGGAAGCUCAAGUCCCAAAACGCUGCGUAAAACGGUAAGUAGCAUAGAAACAACCAAAGAGAUUCAAAGGCUGAAAGGUUAUGAUGACCAGCUGGUCGAGCCACAUGGAUUAGCUACACCGCCUAGGGUUCCAAAGGAUUCGAGGAAAGAAAUGAAGGAUCAGAUCAAGUUUUGGGCUCGAGCAGUUGCUAGUAAUGUCAGACAAGAGUGCUGAAAAUUCUUUUAAUUACACUUAUUAACUUUGUGUUUUGUAUGACAAUAUUCUGUACAUAUGAUUCUUAUCUUGAACUCUUUUGUGAUCUUUUUUCUUUCUGAACCUCCUGAAAUAAUGAGAUUCCUCUGUUUAUAUG
This is a messenger RNA of Brassica oleracea var. oleracea, 1392 nucleotides long. RefSeq lists its product as uncharacterized. The record is from RefSeq and is a predicted model, not a curated record. The transcript has 2 exons. Lineage: Eukaryota; Viridiplantae; Streptophyta; Magnoliopsida; Brassicales; Brassicaceae. The coding region runs from base 234 to 1256 and encodes 340 amino acids.